AUGAUUGAGUAUCAUGCUCUUAGCACAAAUCAUUAUCAUAUAGCAAAGACCUAUGAUACCUAUGAUAAGCCAAGGGUUUAUAAUGAGGCCAGUCUUAAUCCUAAUUGGAUCAAAGCUAUACAAGAUGAGAUCCAAGCUUUAGAUGAUAAAAAGAUAUGGGAAGUUGUUGAUUUACCCAAAGAAAAAAAGGCCAUAGGAUCAAAAUGGGUGUACAAACUCAAGUUUAGGUUUGAUGGAUCCUUAAAGAGGUUUAAAGCUAGAUUGGUUGCUAAAGGAUUCAACCAAAAGCAUGGAAUAGAUUAUGAAGAGACUUUCUCUCCUGUGGUUAAGAUGCCUACUGUGAGAUGCAUGCUAGCCAUUGCAGCUAGUCAUAGAUGGACUAUCCAUUAA
Messenger RNA from Amaranthus tricolor (Joseph's coat), 390 nucleotides. RefSeq lists its product as uncharacterized. The record is from RefSeq and is a predicted model, not a curated record. The transcript has a single exon. Lineage: Eukaryota; Viridiplantae; Streptophyta; Magnoliopsida; Caryophyllales; Amaranthaceae. The coding region runs from base 1 to 390 and encodes 129 amino acids.